Molecule: messenger RNA, 2245 nt
Organism: Westerdykella ornata
Lineage: Eukaryota; Fungi; Ascomycota; Dothideomycetes; Pleosporales; Sporormiaceae
Exons: 2
Coding region: 20-2041 (673 amino acids)
Biological process (GO): DNA protection; dCTP catabolic process
Cellular component (GO): cytosol
Molecular function (GO): dCTP diphosphatase activity
Source: RefSeq, a predicted model, not a curated record
CUCGUCACUGUUGAACCCCAUGGUUAACAAAACUGUUCAAGACGCACUCGUGGCCUUUGUCGACGAGCGCGAUUGGGCGCAGUUCCACACUCCAGAGAACCUCGCCAAGAGCGUCGCCAUUGAAGCCGGCGAACUACUCGAGUGUUUCCAGUGGAGCGCCGAAUCCGAUCCGAAGCGCGUUCGAGAAGAGCUCGCAGACGUAUUGACCUACUGUCUGCUUCUCGCCAACCGCAUCGGAGUCGAUCCUGACCAGAUCGUGCUGGACAAGCUCGAAGUCACGCGCAAAAAGUAUCCCGUCGACAAGGCCCGGGGCAGCAGCGCAAAUAACACGACGGGCACCCGGGGCAAUCCGAAUAAUAGAUUGAGGGAUAUCUACGUUGGAGAAUCGCUCAACGCCGCGGGCCGGCUGCGCCAGCACCUGGAAUCACCUGCAAAACAGCAUCUGACGAAUGUUCGUGUCAUUCUUCAUGAAAGGUUCAACAAGUCGGUCUGCCUGGAUUUAGAGUCCUACCUCAUCAAGAUGUUAGCCGGCGACGGUGCCAAUCAGGUGCUCAACCGAAACAAUGGUAUUACCGAGUCCAGAUACUAUCAACGGGACAUUUACCGCGAGGGCUUCCGCAACAUUUUCGACCAACUUAGGGCGGAGGGUGUCUUCACGAGGAGUAUCGCUGAAAUCGAAAACAGCGAUCUCUUCAAGUUGUCACCCUUCAAAGCGCUGACUGAAGAUCAAGCAAAUUCAGUAGAGGAAAUUGUCAAGGGGUUCCUCAUCGACAUCGAGAGAGGCAGCAAAAGCACGAUUGUGAUCCAGGGCGACCCGGGCACUGGCAAGUCGGUGGUGGCCAUAUAUUUGAUCAAAUUGCUCGUGGACAUAAAGACACUCGACUCGCUUGAAGACCUGGACAGUGACUCACGGUUCUCCCAUUUCUUCACGGAAACGAAUCGGCGUCUGCUCCAAGGCCUCAGAAUCGGGCUGGUCGUGCCGCAACAGUCUUUGAGAGGCACCAUCAAAACUAUCUUCCGGAAGACGUGUGGACUGCACCCUGAAAUGGUCAUGACACCCUUCGAAGUGGGAGGAGCAGAUGGGACUUUCGAUCUGCUCUUGGUUGACGAGACUCAUCGGCUCAACCAGCGUGCCAACCAGCCAUCGGGAGUGCUUAACGCCAAGUUUGCAACCAUCACAAGAGAGCUCUUCGGCAGGGACGACACCAGUAAGACUCAGCUUGACUGGAUACGGGUGAAGAGCCGGCAUCAAAUCUUCCUCUUGGAUGCAGUGCAGAGCGUUCGACCAGCCGACCUGGCCCCCGAGCUGCUGUCGGACCUUGUUGCCGACGCUCGUGCUUCGGGCAGGCAUUUUCAGCUGCGGACUCAAAUGCGCGUACGGGCAGGAUCAGACUUUGUGUCUUACAUUCGCUAUAUUCUUGAUCCCCAUCCUCUCUCGGUGCCGCGGGUGAGAAUGCAUUUUGGUGAUUAUGACUUCCGAGCUUUCGACACUGUAGCAGACAUGCGCGACGAGAUUUUCCGGCGCGAUGCCGAAGUAGGUCUUUCACGCCUGGUCGCCGGCUAUGCAUGGGAAUGGAAGACGCAAAAGGACAAGAACACCUUUGACAUCGAAAUUGGAACCACACGGCUUCGCUGGAACAGUACCCCGACUGAUUGGGUUGCUUCUAGUAACUCGCUCGAGGAAGUGGGAUCGGUUCACACAGUUCAGGGAUACGAUCUAAAUUAUGUUGGGGUCAUCAUUGGUCUCGAUCUGCGAUUCGAUCCAGUCCGACGUCGUCUUUUCAUUGAUCGCGACUCCUACUUUGACAAGAAGGGCAAGGAGAACAAUCGAGCUCUCGGUAAGACCUACUCGGAUGACGACCUGCUACGAUUUAUCACACAGAUCUACGCCGUCCUCAUGACGCGGGGAAUCCGGGGCACAUACGUCUAUGCGUGUGAUCCUGGUUUGAGGAAUUAUUUGAAGGCGUUCAUUCCUUCCAGUUCCGGAAAUCCUGUGAAUUCAGCGCUACACCCAAACAGCUUCUCAGUGCCGUUAUAUUGACGAAGACAGGGGUGGUAGCCUAGGGUACUCAUCGAAUGUGGUCCAGGUAGCUGCAUGAUCGAAACACCCACCUGUACAACGUCGGAUUGCUCAUCCUCGGAACGAAAAGGCGCGCCCACAGGGCAGACACUCGGGCCGAGUUGAAAGUUUCCAUUUCCAUCCUCAUUGCCUUCCGUGCCCUCUCCCGUGUCUGCGUUACGGGAG